Molecule: messenger RNA, 1429 nt
Organism: Dermatophagoides farinae (American house dust mite)
Lineage: Eukaryota; Metazoa; Arthropoda; Arachnida; Sarcoptiformes; Pyroglyphidae
Gene: Taz
Product: tafazzin, phospholipid-lysophospholipid transacylase
Biological process (GO): inner mitochondrial membrane organization; cardiolipin acyl-chain remodeling
Cellular component (GO): mitochondrial membrane
Molecular function (GO): 1-acylglycerophosphocholine O-acyltransferase activity
Source: RefSeq, a predicted model, not a curated record
GUUAGACAUGGACGGGUUCUCAAUGAUCCAUUCAUCUAUAUAUUUAUGGCCAUGAGGAUGAGCAGUUGUGGGUGCAUGUGCAUUCAUUGAUGUUUGUAAAUACGUCGUUUUUGAUUAUAAUCUUCAUCAUUUAAUUCUGAUAGAUUCAUGCCUAAAUGCUAAUGGCAUGAUGACAUCAAAACAAAAACAACAAGAUCAUUAUCAUCAGCCAAACUUGUCACAUGAUCUAGAAAAACAACAACAAUUAAUACGUUAUAAAUGGCCAUCACUUUUAUGUCCCGAUGUUACCAAUCCAACAUUAAGUUGGAUUAUUGGAUCGCGUUUCGUCGUACCAGCCGUUGGAUUGUUUAGCAAAUUUUGGAUGAAUGUUGUAAAUAAAAGUACUGUUUAUAAUGCUAACAUUUUCUAUGAAACGCUCAAUCGAAACUAUCUUGCAUUAUUUUCGUCACACAAAUCAAUUACUCGACGACCAUUGAUAACUUAUUGUAAUCAUACUUCCUGUAUGGAUGAUCCAUUAAUAUGGGGAUCAUUGAUGCCAUUUAAUUGGCUUUUAAAUUCCAAUCGAUUACGAUGGACUUCAGCAGCUGCCGAAAUCUGUUUCAAUUCUCCCAUAUACACAACUUUCUUUGCAUUAGGAAAAACAUUUCCAAUGAUUCGUGGCGAAGGGAUUUAUCAACCAGCCAUGAAUUAUGCUUCAAGAUUGAUGCGUAAUGGCAAUUGGAUACAUUUCUUUCCUGAAGGAAAAGUCGUUCCACGUCCUGAAAAUGCUGAUCCAAGACUAGUGAAUUUCAAUCUAGAUGAAUACAACGGGGAUUCAGCUCAACUAGUCAAUACUACAUCAUCGGAUAAUCAAUACUCAUUGAAAUGGGGAAUGGCCCGUUUGAUCAUCGAACAUGUACUUUCAGAAGGAAAAGAUAAUGACAAUGAAUAUUGCCAAAUAAAACCAAAUCAAUGCAGUAGCAUGCAGGAUCUACCACCAGAACAUUUAGAAUCGAAUCGACCAAAUAAAACUUUACCUGAAGUUGAUGUACUGCCCAUGUAUCAUUUCGGAAUGGAUGACGUGUUGCCAACAAAAAAACCAUACAUACCGAGAAUAUCUUGUCGAGUAACUUUUCUAGUCAGACCCGAGGGACCAAUUCGUAUAGAUAGAAAUUUUCUGACAAAAUUGUUUUCUCAGGAUGAUGAAAAUCAAUUAACAAAAUCCUCAUCAUCAUCAUCAUCAUCAUCGAUUGAUCUGAGCUUGACCGAAAAAAGGAUUCGAUUGAUGAAAUUUCUCGAAAAAGAGCUAAAUAUUUUAGCAGCUAAAACGAGAGCCUUACAUUUUCAUCAUGAAAAUCAUGAACAAGGAGAAUAAUGAUAAAUUUUAAAUAAGUCUUUGUAUUCUUAAUUUUGAUAGUUUUGUUUAUUCGAUUAAAUCAUUUAUAUACAA